Wasmannia auropunctata (little fire ant) is the source of this 5553-nucleotide messenger RNA. RefSeq lists its product as uncharacterized. The record is from RefSeq and is a predicted model, not a curated record. The transcript has 9 exons. The coding region runs from base 624 to 3578 and encodes 984 amino acids. NCBI's taxonomy places the organism in Eukaryota, Metazoa, Arthropoda, Insecta, Hymenoptera, Formicidae.
CGUCCCCAUCGACGCCGGUUACCUCGACGAGAGAGUGAGAGAGGAGAGGUUAGGCAUUCGCGCGCGCGCGCGCCCGCGCAUCUAUCGGCCGCGAUAUACGUUGCUCCUGUUUCUCCGUGAGACAUGAGAUUCGCGCAGCGGGAGGAUCGAGCUUGUUGAACAAGACGACGUCCGUGUUGACCCCGAGAAAUCGACGUCGAACCUCCCCCCCCAAGUCGUCGCAAGUGUGAGACCGGCGAAAGGAGACGAUCUCGUUGACCGCCGCCGUAAGGGACGAACUCCGCGGGUGAUCCGGUUCUUAGGACCUCCGUCAGGCCGAGGCGAAGCAAAUCUCUCCGCGGGGGUUUCGACGAGAGACCUUAAGAGAUGUUGUUGUAGACCGUGAAGGGCCGGUCGGAGGAGUAUAAUUCACCGGCGGUUCACCAAGCGAGCAAAUCAAAAGGGAAAUCAGAAGACGAAGUUGUCGGAUAUAGGAAGGAUAAUAUUUUCUACGCAAGAUGGCCAAGAAAACUCAGAUGGUAAUUAAAUGUGUCUUCUAAAAUACUGAAAGCUUCCCCCAUUCAUCAUCGAAAUUAAAAUGUUGGAUUCUGAGAGAAAUUGAUCCUUGAAAGUAUCUGACAACAAUGGCAGAGAAUAAUACGACAGAAAGUACCACUAAAUCGGUGGAAAACGAGAGUCCCGUAAGUCCGGAGAGUCCAGAAAGUUCAGAGAGUCCUACUACAACUUCUGCAAACGAUAGAGCAGAUUCCUCUGACAGGGAGGAGAAUCAUGAAGAAACGAACACUGACGAACCAUCUGUUUCUAAAGAAACUUCAGAUACUGUCGCUGAGAAAGAGAAGAAACAAGAAGAAACAAAUUCACUUGGUUCUGAAAACCAGCAAGGUGCCGAGGAAACAAAUUCACCUGGUUCCGAAAAUCAACACGAUGCUACUAAAACCGAUUGCAAUGGUGAUUUGAAGGAGGUAACUGAUCUCGACAAGACGAUCGAUUCUGAUCCUGUUGUAUCUUAUUCCGAGACCAAAGAGACCACUUCCGACGAUUGUAAUUCUACAGAAGCGAAGUCCAUGGAAGAAGAGACGGUUUACUCCAGCACUAUACAGAGUAACUUAAAUGAGAUCUUAAAAAUCGUUCACGGGGAUUUGGCGAUGGCGAUACUCCAAACCGCCAAUGAGAUUGCAGUGAAGGACGACGACAAGAAGAAGAGUGAAAUCGUGAAGGACAACAACGAAGAGAGUAAUGCAAUCGUGAGGGACGGCGACGAGGAGAGCAGUGAGAAAGAGCAACAAACGGUAAAGAAGGGAGAUGACGUUUCGAUUGACGAUACGGCUGACAGUGCCAAGAAAUGUACUUCCUUGGCCGCGAAGGAAAAAAGAAUCUCGACAGAGUCCGCGGAAAAAAUGGAAGAGAAGACGAACUUUGGAAUUGUUCAUGCUCCGACCGCGUUUGGCGAACUUAUUAAAGAACAGCUUGCCAGCAACUCGGCUGCAUUAUCGGCCGAUCGCACGGACCAUAUAGUAGAAUGGGUCCAAAACUCGGCGGUAAAUGCCAACGAAGAGAACAACGUCAUCGAAGAAUGUGAACCUGAGAUUGUCGAAGAGAAUACGACGAGCGAUGCAGAGAAACGAAAGAGGCUUGUUAGCAUCACCCCACCUUUCGUAUCGUCAAGAAAAUCGCAGAAGCUCGCUAACAACAUCGUAAGGAAGUGUAUUAAAUUCUUAAACAAGAUGCACGCGAUGGACGGCGCGGCCGAGAGCAGGCGAAAGGUGGAUACCGCGGAGGACGACAAGACAUCGAGAUCGUCGCCGUCGCCGAAAGUACCUCAGAGCCAGCAGAACGGCGCCGCCCUUCCGGAGGAGACGGCGGCGGCGCCGGCAGCGUCAGUGGGUCGCGCGCGCACCAAGAAGAAGGACGAGUCCCGCUGCGACACGGAGACCGUCCCGGCUGCAAACACGAAGGGCAGGCAGCUGCUUGCGAGCACGUCGCGGCAGAGUGCGACGACUCCGAGCGAUGUCGUCGUGCAACCGCGUCAUGUUAAAGCGGCGUCCGAGCCCGUCGAGAUCAAGAAACGGAAGUCCACUAACGGACAGCUGGCCUCGCUGGGAAAUCCCAGGAAGAAGUUUCGCGACAACUAUACGCGAGAGGAGUACAUUUCGAGUAUUGUGGGCGACAACAACGAAAGCAUCGAGGAUCUUGUGGCGAAGGCCGAUCGACUACGAGCCGAUAUUUUGGAUCUUGAAAAUUUAGCACACGCCAAAGAAAUGGAAUGGAACGAGAUCCUAAGGAAGAGGAAACUCAAGGAGGAAGCGUACCUGAGGCUCGAAAGGAAGAUACAAACGACAGCCUACAUGGAAAACGACGGUCAGUUGUCGGAGACUCUGCCGCCCACUAGAUCAUUUUCGGGCUCGGCCGAAUGGGAGAACAACGGCAGCACCAUAUCGAAGGAGAGAUCUUUCGAAUCUAAGGAGGAUCUAGGCGAGAGAUCUUCGGACUCAUCGGGCUCGAAGAAAGAGAAAACCACGAAAGCUAGCUUGCAACAACGAGCGACUCCUCCGAAAACCAAUGGCGAGAGCAAUCGUAAACAGAACGAGGCGUCGAGUCCGGAAAGUCGACAGAUCGGAGAAGGUCGUCAAGGUGCGAUAGUGGAUGUCAGAUCUAUUAUCGCCGACCAUAGGCUCAAGCAUCCAGAAACCGUACCAAGGAGAGGUCGAAGGAUGAGAAAUUCGAACGUGAAUAUCAAUCUCGGUGCUGGCGGCGCCAUGGUCGAAACAGGGCACAAUGCUGACUCAAGACCAUCUAGCACAGAAUCGUGCAAGAGCAACUCAAGGGAUGCGAACGAUCCCAUGAACUAUAAAGACAUGCUAGUGCAAUUUGCUAAGCUAAGUCAGCAAGGCGAACCUGUCAAGGUACCGCAGAAUUAUCCAGACGUGACGCUUCAUCCUGUGACACCUUCGUCUGCCCAGAAUAUGUCUCAGCCGACCGGCUCGUUGCUCCAUGGAAUUCUAACAAAAGCGCAACCACCGAGAUCCACGACUUUUUCACCUACUUUAGCGAGAUUACUCACCGCGCCUGAAAGAGAAAGGAGUUCUCCGGGGGCCGCGGCAGCGGUGGCGGCGGCGGCGGCGGCAUCUGCGUCCAUGUCGCAGCAAGGCGCCACGACCCAGCACCUUUUGCAGACAUACCAAGGCUCUAAUCUGGUUUCUAUAAAUGAUCUCUUAUCUUCUUCCAAGGCCCGCACAGAGAUAACUAUAACCCCUGUCGUUAACACUCCCGCGCAAUCUCACUCCAACGAUUUAAUUCAAGUGGAGGAUGUUGAGGAAGAAGCAACGGUAAUUGAUGAGAGGAAGGGAAACUCGGUGAUCGGAAGGGAUGGUAAACAAUUAGUUAAAGACAAUCCACCUUCGCCAAGCGCCCCGCCAAAAUGUCAGGGAUGCAUAAUUCGACCCGCACAAUUCGUUUGCGCCGGAUGCGGAAAUCAGUGGUAUUGCAGUCGUUCAUGUCAGCUUGCCGCGUGGGCAACGCACUCCGACCACUGUCCGCCGGAGCCCGAGAAUAGCAGCAAAACCAAGACCAACGUUUAACGCCCGAGAUCCUUGCACGCCCGGUGUACGCAAUGGCAUCAGGCGAGGAGGUAUCAGCGUAACCGAGUACGAAUCUAGUCAAGGAAGGAGGUUCAAGGGUAUAAUUCAUAUUGAACGACAAACGAGAUGCGGAGAGGAAUUACCGUGUGUGUAUCGUAUUGAUGUAGUAUCGGAAAGAUCCUUGUCGAAGCAAACGGAUGAUAUUGUCCUAUUUAUCACAAGCAUUUACUGAUCUCCCGUCUCUAAGGAGGUUCCACGCUACCCCCCCACGUUCUGCACUUUGCAGAAUGAAUUCAUGAAGUUUCUUGCACUUUGCUCGAGCUUUAGAUGAAGAAAAUUUUGUCUUUUUUCUGAUGAUGAAAAUUAAUUGGGAUAUUCGAUGCCAUUGGUUGACGAGCCUCGUGUGUUAUGUAUAAUUCUUUUUCUUUUAGACUUUACUACAUACUUUACUACAUACACUAGUCGACAAUUUUUCGAGUGCUCGAGAAACGAGCGGGAAAGGGAAUAUGUAAUUCCGUGGCGCUUUGUGGACGUGGAGCACAAUACUAAGCAACGCGAUGCUGUAUAUAAUUUUAUACAAUUUAAGAGAGUUGUUCAGCGUCGGAUUUUAGAACGCCGAUUAAUCGCGUGCCAUGCGUAAGAUCGGGGGCGGAUUGAGACCAUCAGCUCUUUGAAAGAUAUCGAGAUAUAUAUAUUUUUUCUUUAUAUCAGAAAACAUUUUACAGUGAAAUUGUAGACAUUUUAAACUUAAUUGAGAGACAGUUAAAAAUCGCAUUAAGAUUUGUCAUAAUAAACGGAGUAAACUUGUUAUAAUAACAUGUUUACUUUGUUAUUAUAACAAAUUUCAGAUGAAAUUAACUUGCCAUUUACUAUGACAAGUUUUAUAUCGCUAGACAUUGUUCGCAAAUGAUUUCAAAUUAUGUAUCCACGUAGACAUUUUCUGCUUACUUAAUCCGCCCCUAUAUGUAAGAUUCGUUUUCCAUAAUUGACCUUAACACGGACGUUCAAGUUAGAAAAAUAAUUUGAACAUUUUUUUACAUGUAGUGAUAUAGAUUUUAUUCUGUUUUCUCCCUUCAUUUUGCAUUGUGGGCAUAAGAAAUUACUGGACAGAGUAUUUCGUCAAAAAACGAAAGAUGCCUUAUUAGGUACUCAUUAUGAAACGUUUGGAUGCAUAUAUUCGCAUAUUACAUUGGUUAGCAUGUAUCGCGUGUUAGCAAUGUGUCAGCAAUCUUGUUUAUGUGUGUGUGUGUAUAUAUAUAUAUAUACACCGAUUACGAACAAAUUGCCAAUACGAUACAUGUUAACCAUGUGAUAUGCGAAUAUAUGUAUUGAAUGUUUAAUAAAGAGCACUUAAUAUUCAUUUUCCGUUUCUCGUCAACAUGUGAUACAUGUUUAUAUAAAUGGAUGACAGAUAUUGUACAGGUCGCUCGCGAGUUAGACGUUUUCACUUCUCCGUCGCCUCGUUGAGGGAGAUAGAGAAAAUAAAAAGAAUAAACGCCAGAACUCUGCCCGUUCUACAAUACGUCGCAUGUCGGUGCUGUAAGCCGUAAGCUGUAAGAACGGCCAAUCACGAGUCGAGUUUUCUCCUUAUAUUAGACUAUGAUUCAAUUCUUAAGCCAUCUCCACUUAGUCACUACUAACUUAUUAUUAUCUUAUACUACUGACUGGCUUAUAAUUAGUUUCUGACUUUUGCUUUAUGACUAAUGGCUUAUUGUUGUUGAUGUAAGACAGCUUAUGGUUUACAACACCAAGAUACGACGGGUAUAGAACGGUCUGCAAUGGAUGGCUAUUCUAGCAUCUAUUCUUUUUUUUUGUUUUCUCUGUCUCACGAGAUGAUGGAGAAGUGGAAGCGUUUCGCGAAAUCGUAAAAUUUCGCGAGCUUGACUUGAUAUAAAUCUCUUCAUUUUGUUAUAUAUAUGCAUAUAUAAAUGCAAUAUAUUGUUAUAUAAAAAAAUGUAUUGCAAUAUUUCUGUUU